CACCAGGGCGUGACGGUUCACGCUAUGGCCGCGGCACCAGAGACAGCAGGGGCGGCAACGGCGGCGGCGGCGGUGGAGAAGGAGUCAGCGAGCAAUAACCCGGGACUGGUGGAAGAUGUGGAUCCCGCCACCAGCAAAUACAUCAUGCAGCAGACGAUGUAUCGCAUCAAGGACCCCAAGGCCAGUCUGCACUUCUACUCCUCUGUUCUCGGCAUGAGACUGCUGAAGCGUCUUGACUUCCCCGAGGCAAAGUUCUCCCUCUACUUCAUGGGCUAUGAGCAACCGGAGGAGAUUCCAAAGACGGAGGAGGAGAGGGUAAAGUGGCUGUUCACUCGCAAGGCCACCAUCGAACUCACACACAACUGGGGCACGGAGUCAGACCCUGAUUUCAAGGGCUACCACAAUGGCAACUCGGAUCCCAGGGGCUGGGGCCACAUCGGUGUGAUGGUGGACGAUGUGUACAGCGCAUGCGAGCGGUUUGAGAAGCUGGGAGUGGAGUUUGUGAAGAGGCCCGACGAGGGGCGCAUGAAGGGCCUGGCGUUUAUCAAGGACCCCGAUGGCUACUGGAUUGAGAUCCUCGACUCACACCACAUGGGCCAGCUGCUGUCUGCCUGA
This is a messenger RNA of Closterium sp. Naga37s-1, 615 nucleotides long. The record is from the annotation of a GenBank genome assembly. NCBI's taxonomy places the organism in Eukaryota, Viridiplantae, Streptophyta, Zygnematophyceae, Desmidiales, Closteriaceae.